Molecule: messenger RNA, 1509 nt
Organism: Nymphaea colorata (pocket water lily)
Lineage: Eukaryota; Viridiplantae; Streptophyta; Magnoliopsida; Nymphaeales; Nymphaeaceae
Product: 3-dehydrosphinganine reductase TSC10A
Exons: 4
Coding region: 73-1098 (341 amino acids)
Biological process (GO): sphingolipid biosynthetic process
Cellular component (GO): endoplasmic reticulum membrane
Molecular function (GO): 3-dehydrosphinganine reductase activity
Source: RefSeq, a predicted model, not a curated record
GAAAUUGUUCCAGUGAAGUAUGGGCUUCCCUCCUUCCCCACCUCACUGGACGACAGUCUCCAUUCUUAUCCCAUGGGGCACUUUCUGUUCUUCCUCCUCCUCUUCGUCCCCCUCUCUCUAUUUCUCUUGCUUUACGUCUUGAUUCGCCCUCGCCCUACACGAGUGCCAAUUAGGGGCCGCAACGUAGUCAUCUCUGGAGGAUCGAGCGGGAUUGGCCUCGCCAUCGCCCACCAGGCCGCGUCUGAGGGUGCCCAAGUCACCAUCCUCGCCCGCGACCCCAAGAAGCUGGAGGAUGCCAGCCGGUCGAUCCAGAGCGCUACUGGCAAUUCCAACGUUACGGCGCUCAGCGUAGAUGUCCGCGACUUCGCCGCCGUCAAGCGGGCGUUGGAGUCGUGCAGCUCCGUUGACGUUCUGAUAUGCAACCACGGGGUCUUCGUUCCUCAGGAGUUGGAGGAGCAGACAAUAGAGACAGUUAAAUACAUGCUUGAUAUCAAUUUGCUAGGUACGUUCAAUCUGAUCAAGGCCGCGCUACCGAUCAUGAAGAAGAGGAAGGACAACGUGCCUGCCUCGAUUGCUCUCAUGUCUUCUCAAGCAGGGCAGGUGGGCAUUUAUGGUUAUGCAGCAUAUUCAGCAAGUAAGUUUGGGCUUCGUGGUUUAGGGGAGGCUCUUCAACAGGAGGUCAUUGCAGACAAUAUUCAUGUCACCCUUAUAUUUCCUCCAGACACAGAAACACCAGGCCUGUUGGAAGAACAAAAGAGCCGACCAUCGAUCACCAACAUCUUGGCAGAGUCCUCCUCUGCAAUGAAAGCAAAGGAUGUUGCUAGGAAGGCCUUGGAUGGCAUUAAGUCUGCAAACUUUGUGGUUUCGUGCAAUUUUGAUGGGUUCAUGUUAUCACUAGCAACUUCAGGUAUGUCUCCUCAAAGGUCAGUCCUGACAGCUUUCAUCGAAGUGGUUGCUGCAGGCCUGCUUCGUCUUGUGGCUUUGUUUUACCAGUGGAAGUGGUAUGGGAUGAUUGAACGGUGCCAUGCAAAAGAAAAGAAGUAUGUUCUGAAUGGUUGUAGAAUGGCGCUUGAUUUGAGGUGCCUUCAGCUAUCUUAAUUUCAAGAUAUCCUUGACUAUAUGAUAAUUGGAACCAUGCUGCAGUGGUCAUCAUGGGCUGUUAUCCUGUAGUAGCAUGCGUUUGAUUUCUCUUCGGUGCAUUUGUGAUCGGUUGAUUUCAGUCAAGUAGGCAGGCAAGUAUAGAUAUACCAAGCAACAGGAUAGCGAUUGAAUUGCUGAAAGUGAGUUGCUCAAACUGUGUUACAAGUUUCUGAAAGGGAAUUGUCAGUUGUCAUAGAUAUUAUUCUGUUAUUUUGGGCAAUUGCUUCUACUUACACCUCUUUGUGUAGUAGAUCACAUGUUACUGAACAUUAUGUGGUAAAUUUCAAUUGGCUAUUUACCUUUUUGUAAAUACUUGGUAAAGCAUUGUGCAUGAUCCUAUUAAAUUUUAACUGAUGUGAGUAUGUGUUA